Necator americanus (New World hookworm) is the source of this 282-nucleotide messenger RNA. RefSeq lists its product as uncharacterized. The coding region runs from base 1 to 282 and encodes 93 amino acids. The record is from RefSeq and is a predicted model, not a curated record. The transcript has a single exon. Lineage: Eukaryota; Metazoa; Nematoda; Chromadorea; Rhabditida; Ancylostomatidae.
AUGGUCGGCGAUCGUUCGAUGUCUGUUAACUCGCUUAAUAGCAGCAGCAGCAGCAGCGAAUUUGCCGACGCUGACUGCGUCACGUCAAAUGACGACGGCGAUCUACGAUCUAUGAACGUGGUCGUCGUCGGCGGUGAAAUCAGCUCACCUCUCAGUUCACCUGAACUCGUGGAUGGUCAGCCGUUUGGGCAGCCGCCCCGUACCAGUUCCCUCAUCCCGAAAUUAUCUAUGAUAUUUGGGUGUAGCAGUGACCUUUGUUCAGCGUUAGUGUGCAUUCAAUAA